AUGGGCAAGUCUGCUAAGUCCGCUGUUGCCGCGCCCGUCAAGGCCGACAAGAAGUCCAAGAAGGUCGAGGAGAAGGCCGCCGCCGCCGCUCCCGCCAAGGAGUCCAAGAAGGAGAAGAAGUCGAAGAAGAAGGAGCCUACCCCCGAGCCCGAGUCGUCGUCGGACGAGUCGUCGUCGGACUCGGACUCUGACUCUGAGGAGGAGGAGAAGCCCAAGGCCGCUGCCGCCAAGGAGGAGUCCUCGGACUCGGACUCGUCGGACUCUGACUCGGAGACCGAGGAGGAGAAGCCCAAGGCUGCCGCCGCCAAGGAGGAGUCUUCGUCGUCGGACUCUGACUCUUCGGACUCGGAGACCGAGGAGGAGAAGCCCAAGGCUGCCGCCAAGGAGGAGUCCUCGUCGGACUCGGACUCGGACUCGUCUGACGAGGAGGAGGAGAAGGAGGCCCCCGUCUCCAACGGCAAGCGCAAGGCCUCCGAGGAGCCCGAGGCUGUCGCCGCUGAGGCCCCCGCCAAGAAGGCCAAGGUCGAGGACGGUGACGCCACCCCCAACGUCUUCGUCGGUGGUCUCUCGUGGAACAUUGACAACGACUGGCUCGCCUCGGAGUUCGCUUCGUGCGGUGAGGUCGUUGGUGCCCGUGUCAUGCUUGACCGCGAGACCGGCAAGUCGCGCGGCUUCGGCUACGUCGAGUUCGCCAACCUCGAGGCCUCGGCUGAGGCCAUCAAGUUCGACGGCAAGGAGAUUGACGGCCGCUCGGUCCGUGUCAACUACGCCAACGUUCGCCAGAACAACCCCGCCGAGAACCGCGCCAAGGCCUUCAACGACAAGCAGUCGCCCCCCGCCGAGACCCUUUGGGUCGGUUCGCUCUCGUUCGACAUCACCGAGGACGCCGUCUACGAGGCCUUCGGCGAGCACGGUGACGUCCAGUCGGUCCGUCUCCCCACCGACCGCGAGACCGGUGCCCCCAAGGGUUUCGGCUACGUCCAGUUCGCCGACGUUGCCCAGGCUACUGCUGCCCUCGAGGCCCUUAACGGCCAGGAGCUCGCCGGUCGUCGCAUUCGUAUCGACUACGCUCCCCCCAAGCAGGACAACCCCUCGGGCGGCAGGGGCGGCUUCGGCGGCGACCGUCGCGGCGGUGGUCGUGGUGGUGGCUUUGGCGGUGGCCGUGGUGGCGGCCGUGGUGGCUCGUUCGGCGGACGUGACUCGGGCUUCGGCGGCCGUGGCCGUGGUGGACCUGGCGGUGGCCGUGGCCGUGGAGCUCCUCGCGGCGGUGCCCGCACUGGUGGCAUCGUCGCCAGCCAGGGCUCGCGCGUCUCGUUCGACUAA
Apiotrichum porosum is the source of this 1323-nucleotide messenger RNA. RefSeq lists its product as uncharacterized. Lineage: Eukaryota; Fungi; Basidiomycota; Tremellomycetes; Trichosporonales; Trichosporonaceae. Gene Ontology annotation, molecular function: RNA binding. Bases 1 to 1323 code for a protein of 440 amino acids. The transcript has 6 exons. The record is from RefSeq and is a predicted model, not a curated record.